GGGCUGUAGGGGGCGCUGUGGGCGGCGCUGGGGCUCAGGCCUUGUCUCGGGCUCAGGUGGAGGCCGGGGAUGGCGAGCGGUGGGGGGACUGUGACGGCGCUGUGGACUGAGGUGAACCGCUGCGGCCAAAGCGGGGAUUACAGCCGAGCCCUGAGAUCACUGAGCAAGAUAUUGCAAGACAACAAGGAUGAUGCGACCGCUCUGCAUUGUAAGGUGGUCUGCCUGGUCCAGAAUGGAAAUUUUAAGGAAGCUCUUAAUGUAAUCCAUACGCACACCAAAGUCCUUACCAGUGAUCUAAUAGCUUUCGAGAAGGCGUACUGUGAAUACAGACUGAACAGAGUUGAAAACGCAUUGAAGACUAUUGAAAGCGUUGAGAAGCACAGUGAUAAAUUAAAGGAACUAUAUGGACAAGUGUUAUACAGGUUGGAACGGUACGAGGAAUGUUUGUCAGUUUAUCGAGACUUGAUUCGAAACUCGCAAGAUGACUAUGAGGAGGAAAGGAAGACUAACUUGUCUGCUGUUGUGGCAGCAUUAAGUACCUGGGAGAAUUCCUCUCCAGAAGAUUUGGGCUUACCUGAGACUUCCUAUGAGCUGUGUUACAAUGCCGCUUGUACUUUGAUUGGUGAAGGCAAGCUAGCCAAAGCUAUGAAGAAACUUCAGGAAGCUGAAGAAUUGUGCCGUCAGUCAUUUUCUGAAGAUACUGAUAUGACUGAUGAGGACAUUGAUGCUGAGUUGGCUAUAAUCCACGCUCAGAUGGCAUAUGUAAUGCAGCUUCAGGGGCGAACAGAUGAGGCUUUGCAGCUCUACAAUCAAGUCAUCAAACUGAAGCCCUCAGAUGUUGGACUCCUGGCUGUGACUGCCAAUAACAUUAUUACACUAAACAAGGACCAAAAUGUUUUUGAUUCAAAGAAAAAAGUGAAACUGACCAACACAGAAGGGGUGGAACAUAAGCUCACCAAGAAACAACUGCAGACAGUGGAAAUCAACAAGGCUUUAUUAGCCAUGCACACAAAUCAGGCUGAACAGUGUCGGAAGCUAACACUGAGUUUGCAGAAACAAAAUCCAGGGACUCCUUUGCCAGUGUUAAUACAAGCAGCACAACUGUGUCGCGAGAAGCAACACAUGAAGGCUUCUCAGCUCCUGCAGGAGUUCUUGCAACAGCAUCCAGAGAACACAGUUGAAAUCAAGAUGACGGUAGCACAGCUUUAUUUGGUCCAAGGUCAUGUUACCAAAGCAUGUGACAUCUUACGAUCUAUUGAGGAAAAGCAGAACAAACCAGGGAUGGUAUCGGCACUGGUGACUAUGUAUAGCCAUGAGGAAGAUAUUGAUAGUGCCAUCGACAUCUUCUCCCAGGCCAUCCAGUGGUACGAAAAACACGAGGCUAAUUCUCCAAGUCAUUUGUUAUUGGUAAGGGAAGCAGCUAACUUUAAGCUGAAAUAUGGGCGACAGAAAGAAGCAAUCAGUGAUUUAGAGCAGCUCUGGAGACAGAAUCCUAAAGACAUAUGGACUUUGGCACAGCUCAUCUCAGCAUAUUCAUUGGUGGACCCAGAAAAGGCCAAGACACUUAGCAAGCAUCUACCUUCACCUGAGGCUAUGUCUUUCAAAGUGGAUGUUGAUGCCUUAGAGAGUUCACAUGGGGCAACGUACAUAAGGAAAAAGGCUGCAAAGGUAGCAGGUGAAAUCCAAGUGAAAGAACAGGGACAAGGAGAUGUGAAGAAAAAGAAGAAGAAAAAGAAAGGGAAACUACCCAAGAAUUAUGACCCCAAAGCGACUCCGGACCCGGAACGGUGGCUUCCUAUUCGGGAGCGCUCGUAUUAUCGUGGAAGAAAGAAGGGAAAGAAGAAGGAGCAGAUCGGGAAAGGAACACAGGGGGCAAUGGCAGGGGGAUCAGCCGAGCUUGAUGCCAGUAAGAUGGCAAGCAGUCCACCCACCUCUCCCCGGCCUGGAACCACAGCCUCUGGAACUUCCAGCAACAUUGUGCCACCGCGGCAGCAGAAACCUUCAGCGGCCUCCAAGAAAAAACAGCAACAGAAAAAGAAAAAGGGUGGGAAAGGUGGAUGGUGAUGGCAGAUGAUUAUGGAAUGCAUCUGAUGGAUAUGCAUUGAGACCACAUCGAAUAUUCAGUCUGUGAGCUCUUGUAUCAGACAAUGUAUUCCUGUGAAUAAACUGCUCAAUGUAA
Messenger RNA from Callorhinchus milii (elephant shark), 2179 nucleotides. RefSeq names its product signal recognition particle 72 (gene srp72). Gene Ontology annotation, molecular function: ribosome binding; 7S RNA binding; protein binding. Bases 70 to 2064 code for a protein of 664 amino acids. Lineage: Eukaryota; Metazoa; Chordata; Chondrichthyes; Chimaeriformes; Callorhinchidae. The transcript has 19 exons. Gene Ontology annotation, biological process: SRP-dependent cotranslational protein targeting to membrane. Gene Ontology annotation, cellular component: signal recognition particle, endoplasmic reticulum targeting. The record is from RefSeq and is a predicted model, not a curated record.